Messenger RNA from Klebsormidium nitens, 2060 nucleotides. NCBI's taxonomy places the organism in Eukaryota, Viridiplantae, Streptophyta, Klebsormidiophyceae, Klebsormidiales, Klebsormidiaceae. The record is from the annotation of a GenBank genome assembly.
GACUGCUCUGAGUCUCAGAUUUGCUUCGCAAGAAAGCCGUUCCUGCAUCAUGGCGGCUCUGGACGAAGGUUAGCUGUGGGGCGCCUUGCUGGUUUCACGAUUAGGUAGAUCUGGACUACCGUAUUUGGUUGGUCUCCUUGCGGCACUCUUCGAAUUCUGUAGGAGGCCGCAUGUAUCUGCAGGGAUUGUACCCCCCCUAGGAUGUUGGGGGUGCGGGCGGGCCCCAGCUAUGGGGCGCCGCAGAAGGGGUCUGUGCGACUGACAAUCUUCGUGUCGGCGCUGGCGGCUGCAGCAUGGAUCUGGUUGCUUCUGUUCAGCCAGCCCCGAUGCUGGGAGACUUCCAAGGAUCGGUUGCUGGGGCCGCCAUCCGUCAGCAUACCGAGCUCCGAUCCUUCGUUUGUGUUAGAAUCCCAACUUGCGGUGCUCUCCCCCAGUAACCAUGCCUUAGUCGGUCGGUCGCGGUCCACGAGCAGCACGGGAAGGGUAAUGGAGUCGGAGGGGAGCACACUGAGGAACAUCGUGUUUGGGAUUGGGGCCUCUGCGGAGUUGUGGCAACAGAGGAAGGAGUAUGUGAAGCUCUGGUGGAGGCCGGGGGAGCUGAGGGGCUAUGUCUGGUUAGACGAGCCAGUAGAGAUGUCAGCAGAGGAUGUGGGGCAGCUCCCCGAGUUGAGGGUCUCGGAGGACAUCUCGAGGUUUCGGUACACGAAUCCCAAGGGCCAUCCCUCGGCGAUCCGCCUCUCGAGGAUAGUGUCGGAGACAGUGCGGAUGCAGCCGCAGGGUGUAGACUGGUUUGUCAUGGGAGACGAUGACACCAUCUUCUCCCCGGAUAAUCUAGUGAAGGUGCUGUCCAAGUACGAUCACACCAAGAUGGUGUAUGUCGGCUCCAGCUCAGAGUCGCACAAGCAGAAUGUUGACUUUUCGUAUCAGAUGGCUUUUGGUGGGGGAGGGUUUGCGCUGAGCUAUCCAUUGGCUCGAGCGCUGGAACGCAUGCAGGACAAGUGUCUGGAGAGGCAUCCGGAGCUCUUUGGGAGCGAUGAUCGGAUGCAGGCGUGUGUGGCCGAGCUGGGAGUGCCCCUCUUCAAGGAGGCUGGCUUCCAUCAGUUCGACAUAUACGGGAACGCGUUUGGGCUGCUCUCUGCGCAUCCUCUGGUGCCAUUCAUCUCGCUGCACCACGUGGAUCUCAUUGAGCCGGUGUUCCCUGGGAGGAACACGCGCGACGCUCUCGCGCACCUUAACAAGGCGAUGCGCGCCGAACCCGCUGCGUUUUUGCAGCAGUCGUUCUGCGUGGAUGCCAAGCGCCGGUGGACCGUUUCGGUGGCAUGGGGCUACUCAGUGCAGUGGUUCCCGGGCGUGAUGCGCGCGAGGGAUUUGGAGAGGCCAGAGGUCACGUACCAGUCCUGGCACCGCAAGGCGGACCCUCUGCACUACUCGUUCAACACGCGGCCCGCGAUCCGCUCGCCCUGCCAGCGGCCCACCGUCUUCUACAUGGACGACAUCGGGUAUGCGCAGAACAGCGACGCGCCGGUCAGCGUCUACGCGCGGGAUACGGCGAACGACAAGCGCAAGAAGGAGGCCUACUGCAAGAGCUCGAUCGUGCCGCCGGAAGGGGUGACGAGCGUGCGCGUCGUGCGGGACCCGACGGAGGAUGACUGGUUCCAGACACCGCGGCGGCAGUGCUGCAAGUCGGUGACCAUUCAGGAGGGGACACAGGCGUUGAUCCGCCUGGGGGCUUGUGAUGACGGGGAAGUGAUUGCCUAAGGACCAGAGAGCUGUGGCUAUCAUUGUUGGUCAGAAAUGACCAAUAUAUAACGUGUGCACUUAUCAAGGGUUUGGAGAUGUAAGUUGGUCGUAGCCAGGACUCCAAAGACAGAAGUCCGUGCAAAUAAGAGUAAUUGAAAGGAUUGCACCAAUAUAGUAUGUAUACAAGCAACCUGUACUGUUGAUAUCCAUGUCAACUGAAACUCGAGUUCACUAUCUGUACUGCCAAGCUGGCUUUUACUGAGGAGGACGCGAAAAUGGCCCUGGCGACCUACCAGCCAGAAGUCGUUCUUUUCCUGUGC